This is a messenger RNA of Closterium sp. NIES-67, 1124 nucleotides long. The record is from the annotation of a GenBank genome assembly. NCBI's taxonomy places the organism in Eukaryota, Viridiplantae, Streptophyta, Zygnematophyceae, Desmidiales, Closteriaceae.
GUGGAACCUUUCGAAGGUUUGGCUAUGGCGGCAGUGUUGUCCUUGCCGUGCCGAUCUUGCAUUCCAGAACAGGAGCAUAAUCAACCACGCCACGUCGGCCGGGAGCUCUCUACUAGCAUUGAUUCGUCCUUAGGGUGUCGUGGCUGACGUGUCGCCGUUCUGUCGCAAGCACCUGCCUUCUGAAUCAGCACAUCGUCCUUUAGUCCAAGAUUCCAUCAAACGUCCUUACUGUACUGUAGUACGCGUAGUUCGGCAGCGUGCAUGUGAGGUUGAUGGCGCUGUUUCACAGCACCUUCUUCCACAGCGUGAUGGGUCCCCCCUUGAUCUCGUGCUCACGGAGUAAGCAUUUAGUAUAUGAACGUCGCAGCUCGACAAGAUAAAAUAACAACCAUCUCUUUGCGUCACUCUCCAGUGGACUCACUCCUCGUCGAAGGGUAGUAUUCUUCCUGCGAUCACGCAGGGGUUCGUCGAUUCGGAAUCGCCAGUCCGUUCAGAAUCGUCAGAGUCCGUCGUCAGAAGCCAUGGCUGACGAGCAGUUCGUUGUUGUCGGAAGCCAGUACUGCGCGCCGCAUGAGACGGUGCUUGUAAUGAAGGAGAAGAUGUUUUCGCUGCGCGAGAAGGCCGAGAUUCGCGACACCGAGGGCCAGCUAAUCUUCAAGACCGAGGAUAAGGCAUUUGACAUCAAGGAGCGAAAGACCAUCUACAACCCCCAGGACGAGCCGGUGUGCUCCAUGGCGAGCAAGAUCCUCUCUAUCUCCAACACCACCUACCUCUACCCGGGUACUGACAUGAAUGCGGACUCCGCCCUGCUUACCGCCAAGCAAGUCGUUCUUUCGUGGUCUCCCAUUCUCAAUGUUUUCCUGAAAGGGAACACGUCUAGCAGCCCAGACAUUGUUCUCAAGGGCAGUUUCCUCCAAUACGAUUUUAAUAUUGCCACAUCCAGUGGUCGUGUUUUGGCUGAAGUGUCACGAAAGCUAUCUACCAAGGAGUUUUUGGACACCCAAACAUACUAUGUGCGCAUCAAGCCCAAUGUUGACAUGGCUCUUGUCAUAGGACUUGUUUCCAUGGCUGACAAUAUCUUUGUCAAUACAGAGGAUUAAAGCCGUUGACCCAAAACGUGCAAG